AUGAUUAGUAUUGAUUUCAAUCAAAUUAUCAAAACAAUAAAAGAAAGAGAUAUCAGAAAAGUAUUGAAUGACUACAAUGAUAGAAACGAAUUGAUCAAUGACCUAUUCAGUCUUUUGAAUUCGCAUUUAACAAAUGAACAUAUUAUCGAUGAUUGUUUCUUUGUUUUGAAUCAAAUAGAUUCUAAGCACGAGAAUAUAUCAAACACAAUUUGGGAUGAUUUGACAUUGACAACAAAGGUCGAAUUACAAUCGAAAUCAUUGGAUCUACUUGAAUUGAAAUGUGAUCAUCUCAAAACAAUCACCAUUGAAUUCAUCAAGUAUCUUUAUCAUAAUCAUUGUAAUGAAAUAGAAUUCAAAUUUUCAUGUUUAGAAUUGAUCGAUGUUAUUUUAAAAGAGAAACCAUCUAAUGAACAAAUUAGUGAUUUUGAAUCAUUACUCUCAGAUUUGAUGACAAUCACUUUUGAACAACCCAAUGAAAAUACUUUGUACUUUAUUAAGCAUUUUGAAAUUAUCAGAAUACAUUUUACUGAUUUCGAAAUUGAAGAUGAAUCGAUGUCAGUCUAUCUCUACAGAAUAUUGGAUGAAUAUAUAAAGAGUGAAUCAUAUGAUUUUAGAACACUUAUAAGCUCCAUUAGUGAUUAUCAAAUUGGAGUAUAUCUCUUGGCGGAAAUUAUACAUUUUGUUUUCUCAAAGUUUUUAAAUAUUGACGAUAACGAUGUUAAAGAAUGGGAAUCAGAAUCAUAUUUGAAAAAAGACAUGGAAGCUCCAUACUAUGCAAUCGCUUGUUUACAUUUAUUGGUUGAAUUAAACUCUGAACUUGUAUACCAAAGAUUAAAAGAGCUUAAGGCUCGAGUUUUUAAAAAAGGUGAUUGGAAAGAGUUAUGUGGAUUAUCAAACCUGAUAUCAAUGGUGGUAGAAGAAUAUAUCAAUGAUCAAUCAUAUAUUGGUGCAUUUAAAUCGAUUAAGAAAUACUUUAUACAUCCACUACCAUACGUAAGAUAUAACUAUUUGGGUCUGGCACAUGUAAUUUUAGGCGUAGAACAACCAACUGAAGAACAAACUCUCGAGAUUUUAGAUAUCGUAUUAAGUUUGAAAGACAGUCAUUCAACAGUCCAAAAAAGCAUAUUACAUCUUUUGGAAUUACUUGUGGAAUUUGGAAAUUCAACAAUCAAAGAGAGUAUAGAUCGCAUUUUAGACUAUUGCUCUGAAUACAUUCAUAUCGAACAACCAAAAGGUAUUCUUGCUGGCGUUGUUGGCGUGAUAAGUAGCAUUGGCAAUAUCAUGUUUGAUAGUAUCUCCAACCGUGCCGAUACCUAUCUUUCAUUCUUUAUGUCAAUCAUUAGAAGCGAUCGAUUCGAUCCAUUAAGUGUUACCUUUGGUGUUGCUCUUGAAGCAAUCAGUAUCCUCGUUCUGGAAUCCAAAGGAUCGAUAGAUAGUGAUUUCGAAAAAUCAUUUGAAACCAUUGUGAUCAUUAAGAAAAACAUUCCGGCAUGCACUCACAAAUCAUCGGAUUACUACUCGAGAUCGAUGACACGAUUCGUACAAACACUUAGAGAUCAAUUCCAACCACACUAUGAAUUCUUCAUUCACUACCUCAUCAAUGCCCUCGACAUCACAAGCGAUGAACACGAGCAACUCUCAGUGGAUGUAUCGAACCAACGUAUUGAUAUCAUUAAAUUGACGAUUUCAUUUAUUUCAAUACUCGCCAACCAAACACAUCCACCAAUACAUCCUUACACCGGACAGUUUGUCACCCAGCUUUUCAAACUGAUCGAUUUCGAUCACGAUGAAAUCAAACAAGAAUCGACUCGAUUGCUUUCUCUUUUGUUAAGAAAAACAAUUGUGUAUUAUCGUCAAGUUACUGAUUACCGUGAUCUCGAGUCUUUCAACAAAUCAAAAAAAUACCUCGAAACAUUCAGUCAAACCAUUAUUAGUAAACUUGAACAGUCAAUUGAAAUCGAAGAGAACGAAGAAACAUUAGAAAUCAAAGAAAAUGAACUUAUAGAUAUUAAAUCACUCGAACUAAUUUAG
Molecule: messenger RNA, 2031 nt
Organism: Heterostelium album PN500
Lineage: Eukaryota; Evosea; Eumycetozoa; Acytosteliales; Acytosteliaceae
Product: importin subunit beta-3
Exons: 8
Coding region: 1-2031 (676 amino acids)
Source: RefSeq, a predicted model, not a curated record